CAUUCCAGCGCCUACUCACUCUCGGCGUGGAAGUGAUCUAUUUUCGUUUCUCUCCUCGUGUCUCAAUUAAUUUAUCCUUAAAAACGUGGUGAUUUAUUACCUAAAAUUCAUUAAUAAAAAAUGUGUGAAAAAUCCAAUGAAAAUUGCUGUAAUUUCGUCAAUUUCCUAAAACAACUGCGGUGUCAUCUGUCGGCCACCGACGAUGUUACAUCCUUAUCGCGACGUUUCGACGCGCUGAAUUCGAAUUUUGAACGAGUAAAUUUUGUUGUGGAGUUGGUAAAAUCAGCAAAAAUAAACAUCGAAUUACAAAAAGACGUUAAAAGUGAUGAAAUUGCGACGAAAUUUCGCGAACAAGGUAACGAAAUGUACAAGAAGAAAAAACUGAAAGAAGCGUGGGAAUUUUACACGAAAAGUGUGUGUUAUGCGGAGGAAAACAGCGUGAAUUUGGGGCUAGCCUAUGCCAAUAGGUCGGCGGUUUUGUUUGAAUUGGAUUUGCACAAGCAGUGUUUAAUGGACAUAAAGCGCGCUUUGGACCACAAUUAUCCCCAACAUCUUAAACCGAAAUUAUUUGUAAGAGAAAAGAAUUCGAAAAAUACGGAAAUUGAAGCUUUGACUCCACAUGAAGCGAUCCCAAUUGUUACAAACAACAAUCCGAGAAUUCAGAGCGCUAGUGAUUGUAUUGCCGUACAAGAAGAGGAAAAUUGGGGCCGAUUUGUGGUGGCCACUAGGGACAUUAAAAUCGGGGAAGUACUUGCUGUGGAAAAACCGUUUGUUGUUUUUGUAGUCAACGAAUUUUUGAAUCAUUGCCAUGAAUGCACUUCUUUGUGUUAUAACUUAAUCCCUUGUAAAACAUGCACUCAAGCAAUGUAUUGUAGCGAAAGUUGCCGAGAUUAUGCUUUUGAUAAGUACCACAAGUAUGAAUGUCCGAUUCUUGCAACUCUCCGAUUUUUACAAUUCGAUAAACUUAAGUUAUUAGCGUUAAAAAUCGCACUUUUGGUCCGAAAUCGUUACAACGAAAUUGACAAUUUGGGUAAAACCCUUGAUUUUUAUCGAUCAGAUUGUUACAAAGAGAUUCACAAUUUGGUAUCAAACACCACGAAACGGUCCGUAUCAGAUCUAUUCGAACGGGCCACAGCUGCAGCUUUAAUUUAUGACUUGGUCAAGACCCACACGAAAUUUUUCACUGACUUUAAUGAAACUACUUUUAAAGAAGUUUUAUUGCUGCAUAUGCAAACUGGACCUUCCAAUUUCCACGAAAUCGUCGAACUUGUACCCAAUUCUAGUGGUACUUACGAACCCGAAGAGAUAGCAAGUGGCGCUUUUGCCUUUUUGAGCCUUUUGAACCACUCUUGUUGUCCCAAUGUGGCCCGAUUUUCCUACGGCUCUACUCUAGUUCUCCGAGCGAUUCAAAAUAUCCAAAAAGGGGAGCAGUGUUUUGAUAAUUAUGGGUAUCAUUUCGCUUUGAUGGAUAAAAACGAGCGCAAAAAACGCCUUCAAAGUCAGUAUUACUUUGAUUGCGUUUGCAAGGCUUGUGAAAAUAACUGGCCUUUGUACGACUCUUUGCCCAGUUUUGGUAAACACGAAAUUGAAGAUUCUAUCUUUUCGAAAUUGUCAUCGGGUGAUGUUGAGACUGCGGAGACUGUUGUGAUAGAUUUAUGUGCGAAAUUAGGGGAAUUACAGAAAUUGCAACCGUGCAAGGACUUUUGCCAACUGCAGGAAAUUGUAAAACAGUGUUUUGUUGUGAUGGGUAAUAAAAGAAAGAUAUUUUAAAGUGUUGUUAUUAAAUAAAUGAUGGUAUGCUU
Molecule: messenger RNA, 1802 nt
Organism: Tribolium madens (black flour beetle)
Lineage: Eukaryota; Metazoa; Arthropoda; Insecta; Coleoptera; Tenebrionidae
Product: SET and MYND domain-containing protein 4-like
Exons: 3
Coding region: 121-1770 (549 amino acids)
Molecular function (GO): protein binding
Source: RefSeq, a predicted model, not a curated record